UUACAGUUGCAGUAUUCUGCCGACGCCUGACCUGACCCAUUCAUCGUCCUCCCUCGUUUAAUUGCAAAUGUGUACUUUAAUUUCUCCGCCUCUCCUUCCCUCCUCAUGUCUACCCGUUCACCAUGAUCGACCUCUUCAUCUCCUACAUGCUCCUGCUCCUGCUCCUGCAUUCCCUUUCCCAACCAGUCAGAGGCGUGCUUAUAGACUGUGGAUCCAACUUCCGUUCCUCAAUCAACGGCCAGGAAUGGCUGCCAGACACUGGCUACAUAUCCACCGGCACUUCCAAGACGAUUACGGCGCGAGGGCAGUCCCAAAUUCUCUCUACUGUCCGUACAUUUCCUCUGCAGGGAAAUCUCUUCAGGAAGUUUUGCUACGAAAUUCCUGUCAAUAGAGCUCAGAAAUACUUGAUCAGGACGACUUAUUACUAUGGUGGAGUGAAUGUGAAUGGGAAUAGGAAUUUGAAUUUGAAUCCUCCAGUGUUUGAUCAGAUCAUAGAUGGGAUAUUUUGGGGUGUGGUGAACACAACUGAGGCUUAUAUGAAGGGAAAUUCGAGUUAUUACGAAGCUAUUUUUAUGCCAAAGGGGAAGAAUUUGAGUGUGUGUUUGGCUGCAAAUGCUUACACUGAUUCUGACCCUUUUAUAUCUGCCCUUGAAGUUGUGGUUUUGUUGGAUCAGGUUUAUAAUUCUACUGAUUUCAAUCAUUAUGCUUUGAAUUUGAUCGCCAGGAAUAGUUUUGGGCAUGAUGGGCCGGGGAUUCGAUACCCUGAUGAUCGUUUCAAUCGCUAUUGGGAGCCGUUUGGACAAGACACAUUCCCCCAAUUGAGUUCACAAAACCUCUCUGUUUCAGGCAUAUGGAAUCUGCCACCUCAGAAGGUGUUCCAAACACGAUUGGCAAGAAGCCAGCCGGAACCUCUAAGGCUAAUGUGGCCUCCAAAUCCUCUUCCAGUCGUCGUUCCUCCAUAUAACUAUUCCAUUGCUCUUUACUUUGCGGAUGAUCAAAUUUCACGCAGCCCAAGAACAUUCGAUAUAACCAUAAACAGGGUUGAUUUUUACAAUAAUCUGACUCUAACUCCAUCUGGGGUCGUCAUAUUUGCGAAUGAAUGGCCUCUUGCUGGAACAACUGACAUAACCUUGUCGCCUGCUCCUCAAUCUACUGCUGGCCCUUUAGUAAAUGCUGGAGAGGUUUUUCAAGUGAUUCCUGCUGGUGAGAGGACUCUUGUGCGCGAUGCAAUUGCCAUGGUUAGUUUGAGAAAUAGCUUCAGAAACCCUCCGAUUGACUGGAAGGGCGAUCCAUGCUUACCUAGCCGGUACUUGUGGACUGGAGUAACUUGCUCUCAAGGACCUCGGAUUCGGAUAACUAUUCUAAACCUCAUGAGCAUAGGUCUUGAAGGCUCAAUUUCUCCGAGCAUUGCAAAAUUGACAGCACUGACUACUAUCUUGCUCGGAAAUAAUACCUUGCAUGGGACAAUUCCGGACCUGAGUUCAUUGAAGGAAUUGGCUAUUUUGCAUUUGGAAGAUAAUUUGAUCAACGGGAUACUUCCUCCGUCGUUAGGAAACUUGACAAAGUUACGUGAAAUCUUUGUGCAGAACAACAACCUAUCGGGUGAUAUACCGAAGACACUUGUUCAAAUCCCGGGAUUGACACUAAGAUAUACUCCGGGAAAUCCAUCAAUCAUUCCACCCCCGUCAUAAGAUUGUUUGAUCAACCAUUCUUUUGGUGGCUAAUAAACAAUUCUAUAUCUUGUGGAUUGAGGUCAGUCUUUUUAUGGUUAGUCCAACUGCAUUUCGAGAUAAAUGUUUGUUUAUUGAGUGAAGUAAUGAUCGAUUGUUGUCGAAAUCUCUUAGCCUUUUUGUUGGGACUGUGGUGCUUUGUGAAGAAAUUAGAUCUUUUUGAAACCUUUUCUUGUGUAGUUCUCAGCUAGAGCUAGUAAAGAAUGCUUCCUUUUUCUGAUCUAUGUGGAUAUCCAACGUUACAAAAAAUCAGCUUCAGAGCUAGAUUCAACACCUGAUCCGUCUCCUAUUAUGUUGUCCUAUUCGAAUUUUAGGGAAAAAUUCAUAAUUGUCCCAUGCGACUUGUCAUGGUAACAUUUUUGGCGGUUGUUUG
Messenger RNA from Andrographis paniculata, 2103 nucleotides. RefSeq names its product probable LRR receptor-like serine/threonine-protein kinase At1g67720. Bases 123 to 1691 code for a protein of 522 amino acids. Lineage: Eukaryota; Viridiplantae; Streptophyta; Magnoliopsida; Lamiales; Acanthaceae. The record is from RefSeq and is a predicted model, not a curated record. The transcript is spliced from 9 exons.